Molecule: messenger RNA, 3182 nt
Organism: Durusdinium trenchii
Lineage: Eukaryota; Dinophyceae; Suessiales; Symbiodiniaceae
Source: the annotation of a GenBank genome assembly
AGAAGGUGUUGCACACCUGACAACAAUAAACAGCAAUGUGCGAUGAGUCGGGGUAUCGAAUUGAAGAGCUUCGACCACGAAGGACGACGCAGGUCAAGUAGCGUCGAACUGAGCGGGUCUGCAGAAUGUGUGAGGCAGAAGUUGGAUCUUCUGCGCCGCCAGUCCUCUGAGGAUGCGUCUAGCGCCCUGCCUAUCCACAGCCUGGGGAGAGUGGACAUUGGAGCACGUUUGCGGACCACAAUUCCGGGAAACGAGGAUGCAAGCUGCCGGGUGGAAGCUUGCGGACUCACACUCGAUGAGGCAGCCAGGCGCAUGGCGGAGGAUGGCCCAAAUAAACUCACACCACCAGAGGUGGAAGCCUUAUGGGUGAGAUUUCUGAGGACGGCAUUUGGUGGACUAUUGAACAUACUUCUAUGGAUUUGUGUGUUUGCUGAGGUGAUCUUACUGCUCGUCUAUCCGGGCCAAAAAGACCUGGUGACGCCUGCAAUUUUAUCAGCCGUGAUAUUAAUCACCGCCCUGUUGCAAUUGUAUACAGAGGUGAAGGCACUUUCGUCUAUGGAAGCAUUGCGGGACCUGCAAGUUGGAGAAGCGGUUCAAGUUGUGCGGAUGGACGCUGCACAGCGAUGUGAUUUAUCUGUGUCGGCAGAGGACCUGGUCAAAGGCGAUGUUAUUUUCUUGGACGCCGGGCAGCGAGUCCCAGCAGAUGUGCGCAUCAUACAUUGCAGCAGCUUGGAGGUUGAUAAUUCAACGCUCACUGGGGAGACGAUGCCGGAAUUGCGAUCUUCUGCAGCCGAGCCAGCCAACAUGCUCAGCACAGAGGCGCGGUGUCUCGCGUUCUCGGGUACUUCAAUUCUAAAGGGAUCAGCAACCUGUGUGGUGUAUGCCACUGGAGAUCGUACAUUCCUAGGGCAAAUUGCCAGCACGAUGAAAAGCCGUCCACCCAAAUCAUCUCUAGAAAUCCAGAUUGAACACUUUGUUCACACAAUUGCCCGAGUAGCUCUGGGAGUUACAGGGUUGGUUCUUCUAAGCGACUUGUUGGCGCCAAAAUUACGUUCUUUCUCGGUGCCCGAGGGCUUGCUACCGACUGUCACCCUCUCCUUGAUGAUAGCUUCCAGGAGGAUGUCGAGGUUGCAUGUGGUGGUCAAGAAACUCGAUGCGAUAGAGUCCUUGGGAUGUGUCUCGACAUUCUGUUCAGACAAAACUGGAACGCUGACAGCUGGCGUAAUGCAGGUUCAAGAGGUGCUGCUCCCGUUCGGGGAGGCCUUGGAGAUGAAGAGUUUCGAGGCAGAGGUCAGUGGCCGCAAAGGAAGCAUGGAGGCACUUGCAACUGCUGGUUUGCUCAACAACAAUGCGCAGGUGCUGCAGACAUCAAGUGGUGAACUUGACGUCUGCGGUUCGCCGACGGAAGUUGCCAUUUUCAAAGCGGCUUCUACAAUGCUCGGAUUGUCGAUCCGUGAUGCAGCUCCAGAGCAGGCCUGCUUCGAGAUACCCUUCAAUUCCGAGAACAAGUGGAUGCUGACUGUCCACCGCCAGCAGAAUGAGGAAUUUCCUUGCAGAGUUGUCAUCAAGGGUGCUCCUGAGAAGAUCUUGAGCCUGUGCAAAACAGGCCAAGACUUCGAUUGCAAACUAAGAGGGCUCAUGAAGAGGGGCUUGCGGGUUGUUGGCCUGGCCAGCCGGCAGCUGAAGGCAGCAGAAACGCCAGAAACAUUUGAAGGAGCUGCUCUGAGCGAUUGCAACUUCCCGGUCUCCGGCUUUGAUCUCUUGGGUUUCUUUGCUAUCGAGGACCCACCAAGAGAUGGCGUGAAGCAAGCAGUGAUGAAAUGUAAGGAUGCAGGGGUGAAGGUGGUCAUGGUGACUGGUGACCACCCAGCCACCGCCAGGGCAAUCGCAAAAUGUGUCUCAAUUUUGGGGGAAGAUGAAGAAGAUGAUGGAAAGAAGUCGGAGUCUUUCAAGGUCUUGGAAGGUGAUGACCUGGAUUCUCAUUUGCCGGAAGAAGAUUUCAACGGCCUCUCUGCGAGCUCACAGGCGUUUUGGCAACAAGCAGUUCAACGUGCGAGGGUCUUUGCGCGAGUGUCCCCCCUCCACAAGCGAAUCAUCGUGCAGGCUUAUCAGUUUUAUGGUCAAGAUGGUCUUGGUGACAUUGUUGCAAUGACUGGUGACGGUGUCAAUGACGCGCCUGCAUUGAAGCAAGCUCAGGUGGGGAUAGCAAUGGGAAUACGGGGCACUUCGGUAGCGCAGGACGUGUCUUGCACGGGUGGUGGUGCCCAUAACACAAAACCGGCCAUGGUGAUCUUACGAAAUCCAGCUGAUAGGCCAGGCUAAAGCUCUGUUUAAUGGAUUGACAAAAUGCCCUUGUGAUGCGAAUGAUGCCGCAACACUUGAUGCCAGCAUUUUUUGCAUAAUCAACUGGACAUGAUUGCAUUUUUUGGAGUGCUUUGGAAAUUUUGUUGGCUCCAGUAUGAUACUUGAUUUGCAAUAUUGUCGUUUUAGUUCGUGGUCAAGCCAUGCGUGAAGUCAAGCCGCGAGUGAAAGGAAGGAUAGUGAGACCUCCCUGGAUUUGGAUGCAGAGCGCCGGCCUUGUAUUAGCUUUACCUUUUGUAUGUAUAUAAUUUGUUCUUUUUAGUUGCCGCCUGAUGAAAUAGCAGAAUCUGUUAGUUCUCUCUCUCAAUCUUCAUCAAAACCUCUACCCCAUUUGCCUCAUCUUCAGAUUAGCUUGCCUUAGAAUUCUUGUCAUAGUUGAAGCAAGCAGAGAAUAACCCUUUUUCUCCGUGUCACUAGGUUGUGAAGGUGUUGGAUCCAUAGCAGGAAAGCUUAGAGAUCCUUCGGGCUUUGUUUCUUCUGCCCACCAGCCGGGAAAAAGAACAGCCCCUAAGCCAAAUUCCUGGGUUGGUGCCCUUUUGCGUGGUGCUUGAGUCUCUAAGUGCGUGCUGCGGCAGACAAGGAGACUUCCGAAAAGCGGGUUCUAGCGAGAAGGCCUUUGAUAAAGCGGGACACGGAAACAAUGACUUGCCUGUUCCCCCAGAAAAACCGUGAAGGCCAUCUGGAGGCAAAAAGGGUGCAGGCUCUUCUGAACAGGUGGGUUCUGGCACCAAGUUCACCCAGAAAAGAAAUUAAGGAUUGAUUUUUCCCGAAAGCAUUGCGAAGGGUUCUUCCGGAAAAUCCCUUGAACGCUGACACUUCGA